Messenger RNA from Psylliodes chrysocephalus, 712 nucleotides. Lineage: Eukaryota; Metazoa; Arthropoda; Insecta; Coleoptera; Chrysomelidae. The record is from the annotation of a GenBank genome assembly.
GUGCUGUCCUUCGUCCAUGGUGCUGUCACUGUCAACAGUGUCAAGUGAAGUGUCACUCACUUUUUUGCAAAAAAUAAAUAACGUUUUUAAAUCAUGGCAGAUGAAACUUUAUUUGAUUUUUUACACAAUGAAAUAAUAAACUAUAUAUUAGAAAACGGUGACAGAGAUAAAAAUAAUGAAGGAAAAGAUGAAGACUUAUCACUGCUUGAAUACAUAGGGUUUUCUACUGGUUAUAGGAUUAUUGAAAGGCUGACUAAAGAAAUGCCUAGAUUCAAAGAUGAACUCGACACUAUGAAAUUUGUAUGUACAGACUUUUGGUGUGCAAUUUACAAAAAGCAAAUAGACAAUCUUCGUACUAAUCACCAGGGUAUUUAUGUAUUACAAGAUAAUAAUUUUAGAUUCUUAACAAGUCUUUCAAAUGGAAAACAGUAUUUAGAAGUAGCUCCAAGAUAUGUGGCAUUUACUUGUGGUGUAAUAAGAGGGUGUUUAGCAAAUUUAAAUAUUAUGUGUCUUGUAACAGCUGAAGUACAAAAUAUGCCAUCAUGUAAAUUCCAUAUCCAAGUACAAAGAACUUAGAGUAAAAAUGUUACAUUGAAAACAAAUAAAUGUAAUAGUAAAAAAAUAUGAUUAAGAACUUUAUUAUAUAAUAAAUUAUAGCAUACCUAUUUAUAUCGUACCAUAAGUGUAAAAGUGGGAAAAUAAAAAAUUCCAG